Molecule: messenger RNA, 4982 nt
Organism: Sceloporus undulatus (fence lizard)
Lineage: Eukaryota; Metazoa; Chordata; Lepidosauria; Squamata; Phrynosomatidae
Gene: FIGNL2
Product: fidgetin like 2
Exons: 2
Coding region: 354-2513 (719 amino acids)
Molecular function (GO): ATP hydrolysis activity; ATP binding; microtubule severing ATPase activity
Source: RefSeq, a predicted model, not a curated record
CAGUUCUCAGUAUGUUGUACUUUAAAUUUGAUGCUACUUGAUUUCACAGGAUAGUCUAAUGUUAAGGUUCUUGGGCAAAUAGUUCAGUGUAGUAAAAGGCACAUGUGGAACAGAGGACAACAUGCAUGGUAUCCACCUUUCUUCUCUCUCUUCUCUCCACCACCCUAUCUCCACAUCUGCUUGCCAGCAGGAUUGGUCUUGUCCCUUCAGUGGUUGUGUCACAAGAUAAUAUGCAUUAAAAGAAGCAUGUCCAGAAUGCUGCAAUGGAGUGACACCUUAUCUGCUGAAUUCUCUUAAAGGCAUUGUGGUCCUGCCAGUGGAGAGGAGUUGGGAAACUCAAAACUCUGUCAAAAAUGCACUGGACACCGGAGCAUGCUCAGCCCCUGAAUCAGUGGCCGGAGCAGCACCUUGAUGUCUCCUCCACUACCUCCUCACCCGCCCACAAGUCUGACCUCUACCACAGCAACCGGCAGCGCUUCAACUAUGCCUGGGCCAAUGAUGACAUCUCUGCACUGACAGCUUCCAACCUAUUGAAGAGGUAUGCUGAGAAGUACUCUGGAGUACUGGAUUCUCCUUAUGACAGACAAUCAGCAAUCAACACCUAUGGGGAUGGUGUCUUUGGGCCUCUCAAUGGUCAGAAGGGAGAGAUGGAGCCCUGGCCAAUGACACACAGUUCAGAGGGGGUCUACCCUCUGACCCCAGUGCAUGAUGGAUUGCCCAGCUCCAAGGGGAUUGUACCUCCUGCUGUCACCCCAGGUAACAGUCUUGGUACUUCCCCAGUGGUCUCCAGUAAUCUGUCUGACUCAGUUUAUCCCAGUAACACUUGUGGAGGCCCCACAGCUUCUGGCAGCCUUGGACCUCCUCAGGAGUAUCCUUCCAGCUACAGUGGAGCCUAUUUGCCACCAGGUUACUGCAGCCAGCCUGCCUCAGCGCUUCCUCCUCCACACCCAUCUGCCUUGCACAGUUCAGGCCUCCUGCAGCCGAACCAUCCCUCCACCACACUUGUCCCUGGUUACAGCUCCUCAGGACCUAUGUACAACUAUGCCUCUGGCAGCUACCCACCUCAGCCUGGCUAUGGUACCAUCCACCCUCCUCACCCAUCAGCCUCUUACUUACCCUCAGGUAUUGCAGCCCCCACCCCCAUCCCCCCUUCUUCCCGCCCCCCUGUGGUCCCUGGAUAUAGCUACCAGAGCCCCCUAACGGUGCCACCCCUCAGUGGUGAGUCUGGGAGCUCUCUGAAAAGAAAGGCCUUUGACAUCACUGGCGAUGAGGAUGAUAGUGAAGGUCGGUAUCGCAAAUACAGCUAUGAACAACCAAAGUCCCCUUAUCAGAUGUCCGACAGUGGUGAAUGUAGAGGGAAUGGAUUCAACCGCAGCUCGGAGGUGCCUUUCAAAAGCGGGAAAAGGCCAACAGGAGCAGGAGUGGCAGUGGCAACAGUGGCUUCAGAGGAGCCCAUUGGGAAAUACAAUAGCCAACCCAUGAAAGGCCUUGUCUCUCCAGCUUACAAUGUUGGCGAAGCCCCACUGAGGCCAAGUGAGAGCUUUGAGAAGUUCACUCCUCCAGCUGCAAAUGGGGAGCGGGAAGGAGAGACCUUUGCUCUCAGAAUGCAGCCCAAACCACCAACAUUCAGUAGUGACAGCAGCAGCCAGACAGUAGAAGAACAACUGAAAACGAUGGACCCUUUCAUUCUAGAACUGGUGAACAACAAGAUAAUUGACUGUGGCCCCCCAGUGCAGUGGACAGACAUCGCUGGGCAAGUCUCUGUCAAAGCUGCCAUAGAGGAAGAGCUGGUGUGGCCCAUCCUGAGGCCAGGCGCCUACACUGGGGCAAGCCGACCACCCAAAACCAUCCUUCUGUUUGGCCCUCGUGGCGUAGGGAAGACCCUGUUGAGCAGGUGUAUUUCAACCCAGCUGGGAUCCACCCUGCUGAAGCUCAGUGGCACAGCCUUGGUCUCCAAGUGGAAGGCUGAAGCAGAGAAGAUCCUCCAGACAACGUUCUUUGUGUCCAACUGUCGCCAGCCAGCUGUUGUUCUCCUCACUGAUGUGGAAUCCCUCCUGGAAGACUCCACCAUCCUGAAGUCCCAGCUGCUUUCCUACAUGGAUAACCUUGCUACCUCAGGUGAGCAGAAUGUGGUUAUUAUAGCAACCACCACCCGGCCUGGCAACCUGGAUGAAGCCACCCAGAGAAGGUUUGCCAAGCGCUUCUACAUCUCCCCACCAGACAACAUUGCCAGGCGGCAGAUCCUGCACCACGCCUUAGCCCAGCAAAACUACUGCCUCAGUGAGAGGGAAAUGGCCUCCAUUGUGCAACUGACUGAAAGCUACUCUGGCAGCGAGCUACUUCAGCUUUGUCAGCAGGCUGGGGCAAAUAAGAUGCAUGGCUUGCCAGGCCAGCUUCAGCCUACCUCUUACAAAGAUUUUGAAAGCAUUUUCUGCAAGAUCCACCCUGCCGUCUCCCAGAAAGAGCUGGAUUUGUAUGUGGAAUGGGAUAAAAUGUACGGGUCACGGCAUUAGUGAAAAGUAGCCCAUUUCUUCUUUAAGACCAUCUGGGGGCCUCUUAGAGUGGAAGCUGCUGGGUGCUUGGGAAUCUCCCAUUGAAAGCUUUGUUGCCCUCAGUGCUCCCAUUUCUGAAGGGCUAAAGGCAUGCCUAUGAAAACAGGGGAAGGGUGAGGAGUUGUUCUAGUCUUAUAGAAAAGUCAAACCCUCUUGGAUGCAAGAAUUUCCCUAGAUUGAUUUGCCUACAUUUUGUUUUGUUUUGUUUUCUAAAAAUGUCUGAAAGUUUGACUGUGUGGUGGUUGUUGGGUCUCUAUGUUAAUGAAAAAGUAGUUGCUCAAUGAACUCAGGAUAAUCUAUUUAUUAUUAAGCUGUUUCCCCAGUCAUCCCUUUUCCAUACCAGCAUUGUAAAGUGUUCAGACAGGUCUCUCCCCACCCCCCAGUUCCUUUUUCCAUAACGCACUUCCUGGAUAUUUCUGUUUGGUCGCAUGGGUAUCACACUAUGGAUCAUUCAGUGUAUUAUAUCUUAAUUCAGGCUUGUUUCCAGGGAGAUACCCCUGAUGUUCUUUAGAGCCAUCAAGAGUAUAAUUGUUAAGGCUGAUGGCAUCAGUGGGUUUUUAAGGGAAGGGGUUUGAGAGUUUUUUCUUAACUGUAGAUUGUUGAAUAAACUAGCCUCCUUUUUAUUUUUGUAAAGUAUGUAGUAGUGCGUUUUUUUUUCUUUUUUAACUACUCAGGAAAAUAAUUUACCUCAAAACAAGAAGAAUGUUUUUUUUUUACUCAAGGAAAAUUGUAAAAAAUAAUCCAAAGGGAUUACAAAUGUGCUUUUAAAGGCACAUUUUAUUCCCAUUUUAAAGCAAAAGAGAGAGAAGAAAAAAGCAAGAAUAAACUUGAAGUUGUUACAAAGAUGAAAGUUGAAUGUAUUUCAGGGGCAUUUCACAAUAUAUUAUGCCAUAAUUUUAUUCUUUUUUUAUUUUUAAAGAAAGCAUUUUUACCAUAGCAUUUUGGUGGAGUAAUGUGUCUUCAAAGAAUAAGUAUUAGUGCUGUAGUUUUAAAGCCAUGGCUAGUACCACUUUUUGAAGGAAUCUUUCAAUGUCAUUUCCAAAUUCUAAGGUUACCAACUCAUUUUCCGUUUGUUAUAGUCUAUAGUGGGACUUCUGAAUGCUUUAUCACAGUGAGACUUCUAUAAGACAAGACAAAUAGUAGCUGAAAUUUCUGAAAGUAUAAUUAGAGGCAACAAAACCAAAUACAUAUAGGACAUGGGCCCAAUUUUGUGAUCUUGGGAUAAUGUCUGGAGCCAUAGGAUUUCACAGAUCUCUCCGUCUGACCCCAUGGAAACCUCUACUGCUCCACUGUUGCUCUGCCAUAGAGUGUUUAGACAGUGGUACUGUCAAAUGAUGGUGGUUGGUGGGUGGGAUUAAAUCCAGUGACUUGCCAUUCCCUUGGCUUGGUCUCCAUAAAAGGAGAUGUAUGCUAUCUCUGGUGCUGGUCUACUUCCCCCCCCCCCUCUAACCAUCCCAUGCCCAGCUUCUGACCUGAAUUGCAAGGAUCCUGAAGUUUUUAAUUCGAUGGUUCCUCCCACCUGGGUUCUUCUACACUUACUGCCUAUGAUUUAUCCUGCGCAGUUGCUCUCUUGUCCACAUUUAUUCUGGAAAAUGCUCACUUGGAUACAUUUGGAUUUACUCCUAGAUUACCAUGCAUGAGAAUGAACAAUUCCCCCCCCCCAUGCUGUCAUUUCAUGUUAAAAAUAUGCACUGUAGACCUUUCUUCAAACAUAUGAUGAUUUGUUUUUGCUAUUUGUAUUUUAAUUUGCUUUAACUUAUGGUAAUCCUAUGAUCUCUAAAAGCUCCAGCCGUCAACAGCCCUGCUCAGGUCUCACCACUCAGAUCCAGGUCUUCCUUGGUUGAAUCCAUCCACCUGCAAUGUGGUCUUCAUCUCUUCCUACUGCCUUCCUCUUUACUGAACAGUAUUGUCUUUUCCAAUCAAUUAUGUCAUUUCAUGAUCUAUCCAAAGUAUGAUCGCUUCACCUUAAUAAUUUUGGCUUCUUGUGAGAGUUUGGAUUUGAUUUGAUGGUACCCCUAUGUAAAUGUGUCACAUUCCCUACAGUGUUUCACUAGUGAAAAUAGAGAGAGAUGUUUUGUGUACUGGGAAGAGUGUACUGUACCCCCAUCCAGGGAUUAUUCUUUCCAACCUAAUCAUCAAUUUAAACUGCAAAAGUCCUGCAUUUGCCUUUUGUGUAGUAUCUUAAUUUGCUUUGCAGGAUAUUACUAUUCUAAAUAGUUCAAAAUAUAGCUUAAGAAUCCAAGUGUAUUUGGUCAGGAUGCUCAGAAUCUGUUGGCUUAGCAUUCAUGCCCAUGUGUUAACAUGCAUUUCCCUUUUCUCUUUCCCUCUAAAUAUCCCAGAUCUUGGAGAUGUGAUUUCUGAAAGAGGGACUGAAACUUGGGGGGCUAAACAGACAGGCAAAAAGAGGUGCUUUCAGGCUGACUUGAAGGU